Heterobasidion irregulare TC 32-1 is the source of this 1807-nucleotide messenger RNA. RefSeq lists its product as uncharacterized. Gene Ontology annotation, biological process: lipid metabolic process. The record is from RefSeq and is a predicted model, not a curated record. Gene Ontology annotation, molecular function: phosphoric diester hydrolase activity. The transcript has 4 exons. Lineage: Eukaryota; Fungi; Basidiomycota; Agaricomycetes; Russulales; Bondarzewiaceae. Bases 77 to 1417 code for a protein of 446 amino acids.
CGCAUCUCCCGCUCUCCCCUCCUCUUGUCUUCCUUCUCCCCUCCAUCGCCUCCACAUACACGCGCACCGGCGAGCAAUGGGCCAAGGGGGCACCCUCAACCUCCUGAACGGCACGCCGUAUACGUGGACUCAGACGUACGUGCACUCGUACCAGAUGAACGCGUGGUCGUUCCCUGCGACACUCGCGCCUGGCCAGGUCGCGGCGGUGUACGUCGAGUGGGACCAGCACGUGUCGCACGACCAGGCGGACGACGCCGGCGAGGUCACGUUCGCGCUCGCAGACACGUCGUACGCGUUCCAGAUCCAGGCGCGCGCGCCCAAGGGCGUCUUCGCGCUCCAAGCCUACCUCGAAGCGAUCAGCACGCAGAACAACCCGCAGGGCAGCACGAUCCCGCUAGGCUGGGCGUGGAACGGCGCCGUGCCGUUCGUGCUCGCCGGCGCGUCGGAUAACUUCACGUCCAACAACCCGCCCUUGGCGUGGAUGCAAAGCGCGCGCGGGACGCUCGGCGCGCGGACACUGCGCGAGAUCUGCAUGCCCGGCGCGCACGAUGCGGGGAUGAGCGCGCGGAACGGUGGCACGGCGGGCGCGUUCGACUGCAACUCGCUCACGCAGACCACGGGCAUCGCGGGCCAGCUGGCCGCGGGCGCGCGGUACUUCGACGUGCGCCCGGCGAUCAGCGGGGGGGAGUACUACACGGGGCACUACUCAGACCUGGGGAACGUGACGUGGCAGGGCGCGAAUGGGCAGUCAAUACAGAGCAUCGUGGACGACGUGAACGCGUUCACGGUGGACAAUGCGGAGCUCGUGAUCCUGGACCUGUCGCACGAUCUGAACACGGACGUGGGGAACGACGCGUAUAGGAACUUCAACCAGGGCGAGUGGGACGCGCUGUUUGCGCUGCUCGCAGGGUCACUGCAGCACCUCUUCGUCGCGCCGGGGGACCCGACGUCCGUCGACCUGACGCUGCUCACGCUGGACCAGUUCAUAGGCGCCGGCACGCCCGCCGUGGUCGUGAUCUUCUCCCCGGGCGACGCGAGCACGGGGCUCGGCGCGUACCACGGGCAGGGGUUCUACACGUACGCGCAGCUCAACGCGUACAACAGCUACUCGAACACGAACGACGCGGCGACGAUGGUCGCGGACCAGCUUGCGAAGCUGCAGGUGCCCGGCGUCGCGUAUAGGCUGCUGUCGUGGACGCUCACGCAGGACGCGACGGAGGCAGCGACGUGCGAGUUCGGGACGGCGAGCGGGAUCCUGGACCUCGCGCGCACGGCGAACCCGCUGCUGUAUAGCAAGCUGCUGCCCGCGUGCAGCGCGGGGGUCUUCCCGAACGUGCUUUUCGUGGACGAUAUGAGCGACUCGGCGAUCGUGCCGCUGGCCAUGGCGGUGAACCAGUUCCUCAACGGCUCGGCAUAAGUUGACCCAGAUGUACUAGUCCUAUAUGCCCAAUACAAUUGUCUCUCAGUGUCAUUUCCUUAUUUUGCGCAGCACCUGAGACCCUUACUUCUCACGUACUAGCGAGCAUAUAAGUAUAUGUUGACCGGCACUCACAGCUUUCAUGGACGCCAGCCAUUGCCAAGCCUAAGACCUUCCAUUGAUGCAUGGCGCAGUGGGUAUAGAGCACAGCGGGAACGAGGCAUGUCAUAUGCUUGGAUAUGAAAGACUAUACUUAGCAGCUGGAUCACAUGAAACCUCGUUGUCGAACAGGAUAGAUUUAGAAUUGCAGUGUCUUCAAGAAUGGUCAACAGGCAAGUGCACCAUUGAGAAGAAUACAUAUUCGGAGCAUUUGCCUUGUCGAGAUGCUUG